UCCCUCCCUCUCUCUCGCGCUCUCUCCCUCUUUCUCGCUCUCACUGUCUAAUUGGAAUUUGUGAAAAUUACGCACAAUCUUGGGCAAAGAUCAAUUGCAAUUGGCCUGAACAGGAAAGCACUUGAACCCAGGCACGAUAAGAGCUGUUUCUGAUACGAGAUCGACUUUAAAACAAGAUUUUACGACUUGUUUGCUGUCAUAAUAACAAGCUACCGCAGCAGCAGCAGACGACAACGACGACGACGUCGUCAUCGUCAUCAACAUGAUCAUCGUGACGAAGAGCGGCUCCAGAUGCUGACUGGGCCCGGUUCCCGGGUCUGAUCUCUCUCAGCGCGCAGCGGCUCAGCGGCUCAGACAGAUAACCGGCAAAGAAAUUGUUAUAAAAUAUCACGACAUCGUCAGAAUGGAUUUAAACCGAGGCGAACGCUUGAGCCGAGCACAACCAAAAUACGCUAAACUCGUGAAGUGAAUCAUAUUACGUGAAAACAACAAAAACAGCAACAACAACAACAACAUAAACAUUAUCAACAAGUGACAACAAGUGACAACAAAAUGACAACAUUGAGUGUGAGGCUCAGUUUGGGCCUGCUGCUGGCCGUGCUGUGCCAGCUGGCGCCCAGCGCCGGCUAUGCCAUUGGCCAGGCCAAGUUUGGCAAUAUCGAAAAGUUCCCCUACCAAGUGAUGCUCAUCGGCAAACAGCUGUGGCGCAAACGCAUCCUCUGCGGCGGCACAUUGCUGGACAAGCGCUGGGUACUCACAGCUGGGCACUGCACCAUGGGCGUCACACAUUUCGAUGUCUAUCUGGGCACGCGGAGCGUGGACGCCACGGAGCAGCUGGGCGGCCUGGUGUUGCGCUCCAAUAAGUUCAUAGUGCACGAACGCUUCAAUCCCGAGACGGCGGCGAAUGAUAUAGCGCUGGUCAAGCUGCCGCAGGAAGUGACCUUUACGUCGCGUAUACGGCCGGCGGCGCUGCCCGGCAGCAGGCAGCGUCUGGAGCCGUUUACGGGCAGCAGUGUGGUGGCCAGUGGCUGGGGCGCCAUGGUCGAGAUGACCAACUCGGAUGCGAUGCAGUAUACCGAGCUGAAGGUGAUCUCCAAUGCCGAAUGCGCCGAGGAGUACGAUGUGGUCACGGCGGGCGUGCUGUGCGCCAAGGGCCUGAAGGACGAGACCGUCUGCACUGGCGACUCCGGCGGCCCGCUGGUGCUCAAGGGCACGCACACAUUGGUGGGCAUCACCAGCUUCGGGCCCGCCGACGGCGAGGGUGGCGGCGGCUGCGAACGCACCAGCAUUCCCGGCGGAUUCACGCGCGUCACCCACUAUCUGGACUGGAUCGAGAGCAAGAUUGGCAGCCAGGCUCAGGCCCAGGCUCAACGGCAUCCACAGCAUCCGCAGCAGCCGCAGCACGUUUAUCGGGAUGAUAAUCUCAUUUAGAUUGUGUGCUUUGUGAUCUUAACUUUGACUGAAUCGUCUAGCUUUAUAAUUUAUAUUUUGUGAUAUUUUGUAAAUACUCCCCUGCCCCCUGCACCCUCGCCCUCGCCCUCACCCUCACCCUCGCUUAGCUAAUUUCCAAAUUGUGCAUGAAUUUUGUUGUCUUAGUGUAUAACUAUUUAAAUAUCUAUUAUUUAUUCUAAUUGUAA
This is a messenger RNA of Drosophila novamexicana, 1637 nucleotides long. RefSeq names its product brachyurin. Gene Ontology annotation, molecular function: serine-type endopeptidase activity. The record is from RefSeq and is a predicted model, not a curated record. The coding region runs from base 553 to 1431 and encodes 292 amino acids. Lineage: Eukaryota; Metazoa; Arthropoda; Insecta; Diptera; Drosophilidae. Gene Ontology annotation, biological process: proteolysis. The transcript has a single exon.